AUGGAGAUCCAAGUGCCCUCAACAGAUCCUAUUCGCGACGCCGAAGGCUUCCUUUUCAAAUGGUGCUACGAUGACCGUCGUGCCAGCGAUCGACGCAAAUUGUACAACAUACUCUUCAGGGCCCAGUCCUUUAAUGAUUUGGUCCCCACCCUGAACAUGGUCUGGGACAGGGACUCGCUGGCCUUGGCUCUCAAUGACACCCCUGAAAUCUACAGAAUACGAGCCUUCAACCAGCUUCGAGAACGCAACCCCGAUGCAUAUAAAGAGCUUAUCGGGAAAGUUUCAA
Diaporthe amygdali is the source of this 286-nucleotide messenger RNA. RefSeq lists its product as uncharacterized. NCBI's taxonomy places the organism in Eukaryota, Fungi, Ascomycota, Sordariomycetes, Diaporthales, Diaporthaceae. The transcript has a single exon. The record is from RefSeq and is a predicted model, not a curated record. The annotation marks the transcript as partial.